Molecule: messenger RNA, 1939 nt
Organism: Sinocyclocheilus rhinocerous
Lineage: Eukaryota; Metazoa; Chordata; Actinopteri; Cypriniformes; Cyprinidae
Product: wiskott-Aldrich syndrome protein family member 3-like
Exons: 6
Coding region: 193-939 (248 amino acids)
Biological process (GO): positive regulation of Arp2/3 complex-mediated actin nucleation; actin cytoskeleton organization
Cellular component (GO): lamellipodium; cytoskeleton; SCAR complex
Molecular function (GO): protein kinase A regulatory subunit binding; Arp2/3 complex binding
Source: RefSeq, a predicted model, not a curated record
ACAGCGACUAGCGACGCUUCCCAGGCAACGCGCGCGUUCAUUUUCAGCACCACCUCCGCCGUUCAUCGCACCACAACACAUCGACGUGAUGGCACCGCAUAUUAACGGCAUGUAACGCCGAAUAGCUCGCCGAAAGAACACCGAGAGGAGACAACUACAGUUAUUAGUCGGUGUGUGUAGUUGAGCACAGCCAUGCCUCUUGUAAAGAGGGCCAUCGAGCCCAAGCACCUGUGCCGGGGCGCCCUGCCCGACGGGGUCACCAACGAGCUGGAAUGUGUCACAAACAGCACACUGGCGGCCAUCAUCAAACAGCUGGGAGGACUCAGUCGACAUGCGGAGGACGUCUUCAGGGAGCUGUUUAACGAGGCCAACAGCUUCUACAUGCGCAUGAACAGUUUACAAGAGCGCGUCGACCUGCUGGCGGUGAAGGUCACACAACUGGACUCCACUGUGGAGGAGGUGUCCUUACAGGACAUCAACAUGCGGAAAGCGUUCAAGAGCUCCACUAUUCAGGACCAGCAGGUGGUGUCCAGAAACUCCAUCCCCAACCCUGUCAUGGAGAUGUACCAGCGCUGUGACAAACCACCUCCUCUCAACAUCCUCACGCCGUACAGGGAUGACAAAAAAGAUGGGCUCAAAUUCUAUACCGAUCCAUCCUACUUUUUUAUCCUUUGGAAGGAAAAGAUGCUGCAAGCCACAGAGAACAAGAGGAAGGAGAAACGACGGCAGAAGGCUUCUUUAAAAAACACUAAAAAUAUUGAACUAUUGGCUCCUCCUCCAGGUAUCCAGCUUCGUAAGGUGCAAGAGCAGAGAGAACAGGAAGCCAAGAAAGAGCCAGUGGGUAACGACGUGGCCACAAUCCUGUCCCGACGCAUCGCUGUGGAAUACAGUGAAUCAGAUGAGGACUCUGAGCCGGAGGAGAACGAGUGGUCCGAUUGAGGCUCGGGAGGCGAGAUCUGCGUCCAUAAUGCUGCUAUUUUCCAUUCCUGCACAUACUACACACCCCUCAGACGGUCAGAAGGACCUCGGAUGGGGCUACCGAGGAGAUCAUGACAGACAGAGAAGGAAGGAAACAGAACUUGUGCGAUGCAAGGUGAAGGACACAGGGCAGAAGAUGACAAAAGAGAGUUUGGUGAGGUAAGCACAGGAACUGUUAGAAUACAGUUUGUCUCAUUAUUGUAAUGUAAAUUCAACAUACUAGCACUUCUUUAAGAGUCACCAAGAAAAUACUUAUUGAAAAAAAGUCAUUCUGUGAUUUUGAUUAUAUAUUUUUGGUAGCUGUCCAGAGAAUAUAGAGAAAUACUUAUCCAUCUUUUGUGGUACACGAAAAUGAUGGUCAACAGUGAUAUUAGCACUUGUAUUAAUUUUAUGUUACAAAUCACUGCCACAGUAUGGUUACACAAACAAAUUUGUUGUGGUAUCUCUGGCUUGCUUCACGUGAGAUGCCCUGAGUACAGUAUGGACAAUCAGAUCAUCGCUACAGUAUCAAAGUACAUUUCUCCUUCAAUAUCACAACUCUCCAUUAUCCAAAAUUUGUCACUUUGUUCAAUUGUGGACAGUGUUGUGAUGAAUAUUCAUACUCCAAUUAAGCAAUGAGUACAUUUCUUGAUGCUUUCGUUGUUUGCUUCUUUUUUUUUAUUUCUUAAGGAACAGAUGUGGCCAAUAAUUAAUUACUGCUCACAGUUUACUAAUUGUGUGUGUGUGUUUGUGUGUUGUGUGUGUGCCUAAAUGCGUCAAAUGAGGUGAUGGAGUGCAAGACGGUGUCAUCCGCUAUUUUAGAUUACUACAAUUUGUAACAAUACGCUGUAAUUUACAAGUACUGUAUCAUUAAUGUGUUUUACAAUUUAUUGUUGUAUAGAUUUUUGUAACACUGCUGAAAAGAUGGAAAAGGCAACCUUAUGUUUAAGCUAUCAUGUGGUAAUUAUAUAGCCUAUAAUGU